GUAAGGUCUAUGCAAUAAGCAUCUAACACUGUGAUCGUGAUCUAACCUGACUUUUAAGUUAUUGCUUGCAUUACAAGCAUAGUGGGGUUAUCCAAUUUUUCAGUAGUAUUUUCCAAUCAAUCAAAAAAAAACAUGUCAGAUUCGUUUGAUUCAUUCUCAUCCAGUACUUUGGAUUCGAAAGGAGGCGAUAAAGAAUUACAAGAAUUUUUGAUGGUGGAAAAGCAAAAAGCACAAUUCAAUGCUCAAAUACAUGAAUUCAAUGACUUCUGUUGGGAAAAGUGUGUAGAUAAACCUUCCAAUAAACUGGAUAGCAGGACAGAAACAUGUCUUACAAAUUGUGUGGACAGGUUUAUCGAUGUUUCGCUUUUAAUCACAAAUCGAUUUGCCCAGUUACUACAGAAAGGUGGAGGCAUGUGAUAACCUUUCCAAAUUGCAUCUAUACAAAAUUAUAGGGCAGGUAGACGUAAUAUACAUAUAUUACAUUUUCAUUAGGUAAUGAAAUAAUAGUUUGUGAAAAAAACCUUUUAAAUAUAUUGAGUUGUUUCAGUCGUGA
Molecule: messenger RNA, 553 nt
Organism: Leptinotarsa decemlineata (Colorado potato beetle)
Lineage: Eukaryota; Metazoa; Arthropoda; Insecta; Coleoptera; Chrysomelidae
Gene: Tim8
Product: translocase of inner membrane 8
Source: RefSeq, a predicted model, not a curated record